This is a messenger RNA of Mytilus trossulus (common blue mussel), 1667 nucleotides long. Its product is annotated as innexin unc-9-like. The transcript has 3 exons. The record is from RefSeq and is a predicted model, not a curated record. NCBI's taxonomy places the organism in Eukaryota, Metazoa, Mollusca, Bivalvia, Mytilida, Mytilidae. The coding region runs from base 221 to 1474 and encodes 417 amino acids.
GAUUGCACUGCAAAGUCAUGCUUCUGAUCACGUGAUGAAAGCGCGCGACGAAUGAAUGAAGUUGACAUUUAAUGAUGCAAAAUAUUGAAAUAGCAACAUUAGUAAAAAAAAUUUCCAUACACACCACAUGCGACAUGAAGCUCACAAGCUGCUGAUGGAGGGUUGCUGCAUGCUGGGACGUUGAUUUCAUCAUCACUGGUUUGUUUGAAAGUUCUGAAGGAUGAUUGGAGGAGCGUUAGGUGGCCUGGCAAGUUGGUCACGGUUGACUGGAUCAGCAGACGAUGACUGGAUAGAUAGAAUCAACCAUAUAUGGAGUGUCGUCCUCCUGACAGUUUUUACUAUUAUUGUCAGUUCAGCACAGUAUGUCGGUGAUCCGAUCCAUUGUUGGAUGCCCGGGGAGUUCUCAUUUGCCCGUAUAGCUUACGCCAAAUCUACCUGCUGGAUUUCAAAUACUUAUUACAUUCCGAUGGACGAUACCAUUCCAGAACAUAUUGAAAUGAGACAGAAUAAAGAGAUUACGUAUUAUCAAUGGAUACCCAUAAUCCUCAUGUUCAUGGCCUUCCUAUUUAAAGUACCCAAUAUCGCAUGGCGUCUGCUAAACGGAUAUUCGGGCAUUGAUAUGAAUAAGAUUGUCAGUAUGUCAAAUGCUUCCUUGAUGUCUUCUCCUGAUGAUCGGACUAAAAAUAUUUCUCAAAUUGCAAAAUACCUUCACCGAUGGAUUGAAUGCCAACAAGAUUACCAUAGCAACAUUUUAGUUCGUAUUCGACAUAGAUUUUCUAAUAUCUUUUGUUUCUGUUAUGGUAAGCGUGACGGAACAUUUUUAACUGGGUACUACCUUUUCAUUAAAAUGCUGUAUUGUGCCAAUGUGGUUGGGCAAUUCUUUCUUCUCAAUGCCUUCAUGGCUAUGGAUUACAAUGUUUUCGGCUUUGAAGUUUUAGAUUAUUUGUUAAGUAAUGGGGAAUGGAAAGAGUCUCCAAGAUUUCCUCGAGUAACUUUAUGUGACUUCCAGAUUCGACAGUUAAACAAUGUUCAAAGGUACACAAUCCAAUGUGUUCUGCCAAUAAAUCUUUUCAACGAGAAGAUCUUCAUUUUUAUAUGGUUUUGGUUGUUUUUGGUGUCCGUUUUGACAUUCAUCAACUAUUUUUCGUGGGUGUUCUAUUGUACCUUUAAAGAAAAAAAGUUACAGUACGUUAAAAAAUAUUUGAAAAUGGAACAUGAAAUUAGAACUGGUAUGGACAAAAAACUAGCUAGGAAAUUCGUGGAGACCUAUUUACGUGAUGAUGGUGUUUUCAUUUUACGAGUCAUCGGGAAGAAUUCUUCUGACAUGGUUCUGACAGAUCUUGUGGUAAAUUUAUGGAAAAUAUUCAAAGAUACAUACGUGCCUAACAAGAAAAGCAACAGGUCACCAGGAAGCGAUGAUACAGAUUAUUUCCGGUUGAAUGGUGGUGACACAACUAAAGAGAAUUAUGUCUAAAGAUACAUUGUAUCAUUACAAAUGUAUAUCAUGUAUAUAUGUUCGUUCAUUAUCAAAAUAUGUCUGUUAGAUUUAAAUGAUAAUUUAAAAAAAUAUUUGCUUGGUUUUUUCUCCAAAAAUAAACUUAUGGUGAUAACUAAAAAACAUCUCUUAAUCUGUACAUGCAUGACAUGUAUAACAAUGUUUUACAUUU